This is a messenger RNA of Gracilinanus agilis (Agile Gracile Mouse Opossum), 969 nucleotides long. Its product is annotated as mas-related G-protein coupled receptor member X1-like. Gene Ontology annotation, biological process: G protein-coupled receptor signaling pathway. Gene Ontology annotation, molecular function: G protein-coupled receptor activity. The coding region runs from base 1 to 969 and encodes 322 amino acids. The record is from RefSeq and is a predicted model, not a curated record. The transcript has a single exon. Lineage: Eukaryota; Metazoa; Chordata; Mammalia; Didelphimorphia; Didelphidae. Gene Ontology annotation, cellular component: membrane.
AUGGCUGUGUCCACCACACCUGAGCAACGGGAAUCUGUUCUUGACAUCACAGUGCAGAGUAGUACAAAUUUGAAUUUAUAUCUUGUGGCUAAGACAUAUCAACCUGCUUUAUUCUACGUGGUGGACAUCUUCUCUCUGGUCAUUGCCCUGCUUGGGCUGUUGGGGAACAGCAUCAUCCUGUGGCUCUUGGGCUUCCGCAUCCAAAGGAGCCCCUUCUCUGUCUACAUCCUCAACCUGGCCACAGCUGACGCCCUCCUCCUUGGUAGCUCUUUUGUGUUGUGCAUGUGGCAUAUUGUUGGAGAUCUUAACAAUACUGUCCAGGUGCUAGUGUCCCACAUCGGACACCUGUCCUACUGUGUGGGCCUGAGCCUGCUGGCUGCGAUCAGCACCGAGCGCUGUCUCUCUGUGCUCUUCCCCAUCUGGUACCGAUGUCACCGGCCCAAGCACAUGUCUAUGGCUGUGUGCACCGCCUUAUGGGCUCUGCCAUGCCUGCCCUGGGGAGCAGCUGUGGCUCUUCAUUUCCAUCAGGAAGACUGGGUUUUAUACUAUGUUCUGGACUAUGUCGAGUUCGGGUGGUUCGUCCUCCUCACCUGUGUGCUGUGCGUGUCCAGCCUGACCCUGGUGCUGAGGGUCCAGUGCAGCUCCCAGCACAGGCGGCCACCCAGACUCUACCUCCUGAUCCUGCUCACAGUCCUAGUGUUCCUGCUCUGUGGCCUGCCCUGGGGGAUGGUUAAUGUAAUUUUGUGGCCCCACCCCUUCUCUUUAGUGCCUUUAGGGCUCCUAAGGCUUCUGGCCUGUGUGAACAGCAGUGCAAACCCUUUCAUUUACUUCUUCCUGGGCAGCCAAUGGCAUAGAAGAGGGAGGGAGCCCCUCAGGGUGGUCCUCCAGAGGGCUCUGGGGGAGGAGCAGGAAGAGGGGGUUGGGUCAAGGGACACUUCCCACCCCAACACUCUGGAUAAAUUAUCCUGA